UGGUUGACUGUGGGAGCUUAUCUUGGCCUGACAAAAACACGUUGACCUUUUGUCCUGACAGCCUAACCCUAAUCAGACAAAGAUUAAAAUGAACAUUAAUAACAAAUUUCUUCCCUUUCAAUUUUCAUUUCUGCUGCCGUUAAUAAAACACCCAUGAUCGGCAUAUUUUAAGAAAGAAUAUUCCUCUUUUAUAUUACAAGUUCCUAAAAAUUAUUAUUAUUAUUAUCAGAUUGUUUUUCUUUGUUAUUCUUCUUGUUUUGGGAUUUCCCUCAAUCCAAGAAAAUGGGGAAGCCAACCGGGAAGAAGAAGUUUCAAGAAACAGGCAAGAAAGUCAUGGAAGCCAACAAGCAGAACAAAGGCGCCGCCGCUGAUCGGACGUCCAAAGCUUUCGAUGAGGACACGGCAAUCUUCAUCAACAUGUCCCAAGAGCUUAAAGAAGAAGGUAACCGACUCUUUCAGAAACGCGACCAUGAAGGCGCGAUGUUAAAGUACGAAAAAGCCCUUAACCUCCUCCCUAAAGCCCAUAUCGAUGUCGCUCAUUUGCGCAGCAACAUGGCUGCUUGUUAUAUGCAAUUGGGUCUCGGCGAGUACCCUCGCGCUAUUAAUGAAUGUAAUUUGGCUUUAGAGGUUUCUCCUAAAUACACCAAAGCUUUGUUGAGAAGAGCUAGGUGUUAUGAAACUUUGAAUAGAUUGGAUUUAGCUUAUAGGGACGUUUAUAAUGUUUUAACCAUUGAACCCAAUAAUUCGUCUGCUUUGGAGGUUUUAGACAGCGUGAAAAAGGCUAUGGAUGAGAAGGGUGUUACUGUUAAUGAAAAUGAACCUGGUUUCUUUGAUAAUGAUCCCUCCGGGGCUUCACGGUUGCGAAAAGUGGUGCAAGAGAAGUUGAAGAAGAAGAAAAACAAAGGAAAGUUUGUUGAGAAAGAUGAGAAGACUGAUGAUAAAGUUACAGAAGAGAAGAAGGCGGAGGAUAAGGUUAGUGUUGUCAAGGAGGUCAAGGACAAAGAGAUUGUUGUGAAGACUGUUGAGGAAGAGAAGAAGACUGUUGAGGAAGAAAAAGCGAUUACAAAGACAGUGAAGUUGGUGUUCGGGGAUGAUAUUAGGUGGGCUCAAUUACCUGUGAAUUGUACUGUUAAUUUGGUGAGGGAUAUUAUUCGAGAUAGGUUUCCUGGCCUGCAGGGUAUUCUUGUGAAAUACAUGGAUCCAGAGGGUGAUCUGGUUACGAUGACUUCAACAGAUGAUCUUAGGUUAGCUGAGUCAGUCGGUGGUCUAUCAGGAGGAUCACUAAGGUUCUUUAUUGUUGAAGUUAGUCCAGACCAGGAACCAGCUUAUGAAGGAGUAAGUAAAGAGGACAUGGUGAAGGGUGAAGAGAAAUUGAGUGAUGUUGUUGAGAAUGGUGAAGCUAUAAAAGGAAAAUCUAUGGAGGAUUGGAUUGUCCAGUUUGCACUACUUUUCAAGAACCAUGUCGGGUUUGAUUCUGAUUCGUACUUGGAUCUUCAUGAACUUGGGAUGAGAUUAUACUCGGAAGCAAUGGCUGAUACUGUGACAAGUGAAGAUGCGCAGGAGCUUUUUGAAAUCGUUGCAGAUAAGUUCCAAGAGAUGGCAGCUCUGGCAUUGUUCAAUUGGGGAAAUGUUCACAUGUCCAGGGCAAGGAAACAUGUCAUCUUAACAGAUGACGGUUCAAGGGAAUCUAUGCUAGCCCAGGUGAAGAUUGCGUAUGAGUGGGCACAGAAAGAAUAUGUAUUGGCGGCAAAGAGGUACGAGGAAGCAUUGAAAAUUAAACCAGAUUUUCAUGAAGGUCUUCUUGCGUUGGGGCAACAGCAGUUUGAGCAAGCAAAACUCCACUGGUACCAUGCAGUUGCUAGCAAGAUUAAUUUAGAAAGUGGACCUUCUGAGGAGGUCUUGAAGCUUUAUAACAAGGCAGAGGACAGCAUGGAGAAGGGCAUGCAGAUUUGGGAGGAAAUGGAGGAGCAACGGCUAAAUGGACUCUCCAAAAUUGAUAAGUAUAACACCCAGUUGCAGAAAAUGGGGUUAGAUGAGCUGUUUAAAGAUGUCUCUGCUGAGGAAGCUGCUGAGAAGGCUGCAAACAUGAGUUCACAGAUAUACCUGUUAUGGGGCACCUUACUUUAUGAGCGUUCCGUUGUGGAAUACAAGAUUGGGUUGCCAACUUGGGAGGAAUGUUUGGAGGUUGCAGUUGAGAAAUUUGAACUUGCUGGAGCUUCUCCAAUAGAUUUAGCUGUUAUGAUUAAGAAUCACUGUUCGAACCAGACUGCAUCAGAAGGCUUAGGUUUCAAAAUUGAUGAGAUUGUACAGGCAUGGAAUGAAAUGUAUGAUGUAAAAAGGUGGCAGACUGGUGUUCCAUCAUUCCGGCUAGAACCAUUGUUUCGUCGCCGCGCUCCAAAGCUUCUUUCUAUUUUGGAGAAUUUUUAAGUUUUCUGUUGAAUCAGUAUUCUUUCGGGGCACUAGACAAGUGCUUCGGUUCUAUUUUAUUCAUUUUCCAAGAUAAGUGUUUUUGUGCUACUAAGAUAGGUCUUAUAUUUUUGUCCAUGGACUUUUUUUGAGUGUGUGGCUGGUUGUUUGCUAUGGCAGCAAAGAACAAAAGCUUGUGAACUGUGAGUUUGAUAUUGGAAGGUGCAAUUUGUGAUUGGGCAUGAAGCCUAGUUCAUUCAUUCAUUUUGUCAAUUUUGGGGGAAUUUAUUUUUCUUUCACAUGGUAAUUUGCAAAGUGGUAUAUGAUUUGAUUGGUUCAUCAAUGAUCAUAUAAAUAAUUGUUGGUUGUAACUUGUAAGAUCAUCUUGUUUGUUUUUGUUAUUCAUAUAGGAUUAUAGGUCAUCAUUUAUACCAAAUUUCUACAUGUUUGUAGCUUGUAACCUUCUGAUAUUCAAAUUAUAAUGUCAAUCUUAUACUUGUCUUGUUUUAUGUAUGUUUUAUUUCAGAAGCCAAUUCAUGGAAAUUUGGGAUUUGAUUUGUGUAAA
Molecule: messenger RNA, 2971 nt
Organism: Gossypium arboreum
Lineage: Eukaryota; Viridiplantae; Streptophyta; Magnoliopsida; Malvales; Malvaceae
Product: protein PHOX4-like
Exons: 3
Coding region: 283-2427 (714 amino acids)
Molecular function (GO): protein binding
Source: RefSeq, a predicted model, not a curated record